Messenger RNA from Neurospora tetraspora, 741 nucleotides. RefSeq lists its product as uncharacterized. The transcript is spliced from 2 exons. Lineage: Eukaryota; Fungi; Ascomycota; Sordariomycetes; Sordariales; Sordariaceae. The coding region runs from base 1 to 741 and encodes 246 amino acids. Gene Ontology annotation, biological process: regulation of DNA-templated transcription. The record is from RefSeq and is a predicted model, not a curated record. Gene Ontology annotation, molecular function: zinc ion binding; DNA-binding transcription factor activity, RNA polymerase II-specific.
AUGUCCGAACCUCAGCGCCAGGAGCCUGCUGCACAGGCCACACAGCAACCCCUGAAACGUACAUUUCACGGUUGUUUGACAUGUCGCAAGAGAAAGGUCCGGUGUAAGGGAGGCGAUCCAUGCCAGAACUGCGCUCGCAUGAACAUCACCUGCCACAGCUCCUUUGACACCAACCUUCGCAUCCGGGUAUCAACACCGACAGGCGCAAAGGAUGUAGAGGCCACAUCCAGCCGGUCGUCAAGACCAACGCCUCCAGAUCAACAAGAGUCCCAGUACCAGUACCAAUACCAAUACCAACAGCAGCAACCACCCCAACACCAACAGCCCAUGCCGGCAUUCAUGACCUUUGACGGACACAGCCAGUCCUUCGUCCCCGAAGAUCCCAACCACUUUGCCGGGUAUCCCACAUCAACCGUCGUCGGCGGUCCGUCCACGUCCUAUGCUCCGGUCUCCCCAGUGACCUAUGCAAACUUCGGCACGGCUGCCAGCUCAAGUACCACCGGAGUUCCAGAUAUGACCCAGCUCCAGUAUCAGCAGUAUCCGGAUGCUGCUGCUUGGGAAUAUGACUACCCUUAUGACCCGAACGACCCCAACAACCUGGGCUAUGACUCUGAUGCCGCGAUGGAUAUGAGCAUGCAAGCUCCCCUACCCGACGACACCCAGCAUGGUCACCAGGAUGCUAGUGGGUGGUAUGGAUAUCCGGCGCAAGGAUUGAAUCAGCAACAGGGUUGGCGACAGUGA